AUUCUGCCUUUGUUAUGCAAAUGGGGCGACAUCAAUGCCAGGUAAAUGACCAAGGCAUUCACUAACACUUGCAUUGGUUGUGAACUUUGAAAUUGUGGAUGUGGGCGAUCACGGUGUGUCCACAGACAAGGCAUUCACUGACGCUUGCAGUGGUUGUGAACUUUGAAGUUGUAGAUGUGGGCGAUCACGAUGUGUCCACAGUGGUCCAACCUAUAUAGAUUGCAGCGUGGAUCCCCUACAUCUCUAGACAGUCGACCUCUUAACAUUCUUUGCAACUCUCCACCCGUUUUUCCUCGUAUUAAUUAUGGGUUCCCUCAAAAAAUGGUUCCAAAAGCACCAUGGCGACAAAAAGCCAUCGCUUAAGCACUCUAAGUCGAUGCCAUUUAGAGUCUCACAAGCGAGCAUGCUAGAGCCUUGUGCCGAUCCUUUCAAAGCUAUAUACCAUGGCAAGACCCCGCUUAAAAAUUCCGACAUCACGUACGUCGAGCACGCUCCAGGGAUGCUGGACAUCCAUCGCGCGCAGUGGUACCAAGAUGUCCACGACCAUCCGCCAAGUCGUGCCCGCUUCGACACGUACGCCGAGGACCAGUUUCCCAAUCCCUCCCCACCCCCUCCGAGGCCCACCCGCAACGCCUUGAGAACGACUUCGUUGAACUCAAAGAGCAUUAGGCCCCAACUGCCCCUACAGAACUGCAGCACAAGCCAUCAACAUGUCACAGGUAGACAAAGAACUAUUCAGGAGUCUUCUUCAGCCACAGCACACCCCUCUCUUGCCUGCAAACAGCGGCGUAAGGCCACCGCUGAUCAAGCUAUGGCAGAUCUGCUGAAAACAGGUGACGGCCGGCCUCCCGUAUUUGGGAGCAGUAGACAAGCAGAACGCGUGCGCGCCAAGUCGAGCGCUGGUCGCUCAUACACCCCUGUCUCUCCCGCCCCUCCCGUCCCGACCAUCCCGCACCAUGCGCACAGCUCACACACAAACCUGAAUCGUUCCGGAUAUUGGUUCUGAUUGGUCUUGGCAGGCGGUAUAUCGGUGAAUCUGUGCAGAUG
This is a messenger RNA of Suillus subalutaceus, 1047 nucleotides long. RefSeq lists its product as uncharacterized. The transcript has 2 exons. The record is from RefSeq and is a predicted model, not a curated record. The coding region runs from base 305 to 1006 and encodes 233 amino acids. Lineage: Eukaryota; Fungi; Basidiomycota; Agaricomycetes; Boletales; Suillaceae.